UCGGCGCAGUCCGCCAUCGACAUUAAGGCGGGAAAAAUGGUUCUUUUAACGUUGGUACUUGCGCUAAUCGCCGUAAAACGGGUGCAUUCCGGUGAUUUUUUUCCUGAUUUUUCCCCCGAUGAUUUUCACGACCAGUACGAAUUUCCCGCCGCGAUGGGGUUUAUUAAAAACGAAUCGGAACUGUACUCGCCCUACGUUUACAACCCUUUGUUUUUCGACGAUAAACUUUUAACGGACGAAAUCGCCCGGGUGAUAAGCAACUACCGACACUACGUACUUCCGGUUAAUAAUGAUCAAUAUUAUCAACCCUCUUACCAUAAUGGGGAUAGUUGUGCUGAUCACGAAAAAUUCGACUUCAUAAUUGUCGGAACUGGUACGGCGGGAGGAGUUUUAGCGAAUCGACUAACAGAAGAGAAAUACACGGUUCUAGCCCUGGAGGCUGGAGAUGAGGCUCCCACACUCACCAACAUGUUGGGAAUGAACAUCUACAUGCACCAAUCGGGGAUAAAUUGGGGAUAUAACACCACAAAACAAAAAUUCGGAUGCCUUGGCUCACGAAAUCAAGCAUGCGCAUAUCCAAGGGGUCACGUGUUAGGCGGCAGCAGCGUCAUCAACUUCGGAAUGUACGUGCGCGGUAACCGACUGGAUUUCGACAAAUGGGAGGCCCUGGGGAAUCCCGGAUGGAGCUACGAUGACGUGUUGCCCUAUUUCCGGAAACCGGAACACGCAACUUUCACCGAUAACAUCGACAGGGAGUACCACGGGUUCGACGGACCCCAGAGAACUGGGAUACCCGAUGACAUACCUUUGAUUUCUGAAGCCAUAUUAAAAGGACACCGAGAGAUCGGCAAACGUAUGCUGGACUACAACGGGGAAGACCAGGAUGGAGUCUCCAGACUGCAGUUCUUCAUAGACAGAAACGUCAGGGCCAGUACUGCACAUGCGUUCCUUAACCCUAUAAGGCAUCGGAAAAACUUGAAAGUGAGCACCAACUCGUACGUAACGAAAAUACUAAUAGCUGAUAAGACGGCUUAUGGGGUGGAGUAUGUGAAGAACGGAAAAACCUGCAUAGCGUUGGCGAAAAAGGAGGUUCUGCUCGCAGCUGGUUCGAUUAAUUCACCCCAGAUUCUUAUGCUGUCGGGCAUAGGGCCAGCGCAGGAGUUGUACCGCCACGGAAUCGAUAUUAUUCAAGAUUUACCCGUAGGCAGGAACAUGCAAGACCAUUUGUUCUUUCCUGGAGUAUUCUAUCGGACCCCACACAAAUUCUACGACCAAAGCAUCUCGGAGCAUGUAAAAUUGUGGACGCAAAACAAGCGCCCCCUGACGCCCAGUUUAGGCCAAACCGCAAUUAGCUUCUUCAAUUUUGAGGGCCCCGAGGGUAGCCAACCGGAGAUCGAGUUAUUUUUCUUUGGCCCGCCGCUGCUCACCUCGGAUUUGGCGUACGUUUUAGGAUUUGACGACGCCCACAUCGAAGCCUUUAGGAACUUGAACGGACUUACCGAUUUCUGCGUCAAUAUCGAACUGCUCCAUCCAAGGUCACGGGGCACAGUGACCUUACAAUCCAAGGAUCCGCGCGAUUGGCCUCUGAUCGACACCAACUACUUUUCUGACCCGGAACAGAAGGACAUCGAAAAUAUGUACCUGGGAGUUUUGGCUGCGUUACAAUUGAACGACACGCGAGCCUUUAAAGAAAUUGGAGCCGAAUUUUUGGUAAUUCCCUUUCCUGAUUGCGACUGGAGAUUUGAGCAGCUGAGUAAGGAGUGGUGGUACUGUGCUCUAAGAAGUAUAGCCACUACUCUGUUUCAUCCUAUCGGUACCACCUCCAUGGGCCCGGACCCAAAGACUUCAGUGGUGAACCACCAAUUAAAGGUUCAUGGUAUUAAUAAGUUAAGAGUUGUAGAUGCUGGUAUUAUGCCGGAACACAUUUCCGGCCAUCCUAACGCAGCUGUGGUCAUGAUUGCCGAGAAAAUUUCAGACGAGAUUAAGAAGGAACAUUCCGAUUUUGAUUCUUUUAGUGGCCACGCUAGAUUAUAUAAAAAGUAGUGCUUUAUAGGCAUUAGUUAGAACAAUUUCUUGUUAUCUAGUUGGGUAAUUGUAAAUAAAUAUGAAUUAUAAUAAGUAAA
Messenger RNA from Anthonomus grandis grandis, 2123 nucleotides. RefSeq names its product 4-pyridoxate dehydrogenase-like. Gene Ontology annotation, molecular function: oxidoreductase activity, acting on CH-OH group of donors; flavin adenine dinucleotide binding. NCBI's taxonomy places the organism in Eukaryota, Metazoa, Arthropoda, Insecta, Coleoptera, Curculionidae. Bases 37 to 2043 code for a protein of 668 amino acids. The transcript is spliced from 7 exons. The record is from RefSeq and is a predicted model, not a curated record.